This is a messenger RNA of Hibiscus syriacus, 933 nucleotides long. Its product is annotated as disease resistance protein RGA2-like. Bases 1 to 933 code for a protein of 310 amino acids. The record is from RefSeq and is a predicted model, not a curated record. Gene Ontology annotation, molecular function: ADP binding. The transcript has a single exon. NCBI's taxonomy places the organism in Eukaryota, Viridiplantae, Streptophyta, Magnoliopsida, Malvales, Malvaceae.
AUGGCAGAAGCGAUUGUUUCGGUGAUCUUGGAGCAGCUGGCGGCAAUCACAAUCGAUAAAGCACGUGAAGCCUGGAGUCUAGCGAGAGGUGCUGAGGAUGAGGUCAAGAGGCUUGAAAGCAACUUCAAAGCACUCCAGUUGGAGCUUGAAGAUGCUGAAGAAAGAGAAUAUCAGGACAAGCGGGUGAAACACUGGUUAGACAAGUUCAGAGAUGUUUCUUAUGACAUGGAGGAUGUAUUAGAUGACUGGGAAGCUGCAGUCCGGCAGUUGCAGAGAGAGGGGCGUUCAGUUCGAAAAUGGAAGGUAUGUCCCUUUGUUUCAUGCUUUUCUUCUGGUUCCCAAUCUGUUAUGCGUUAUGGUAUUGCUACCAAAAUAAAGGGAAUCAAUGAACAAUUAGACCAGAUUGUUAAUGACAAAGUUAGGUUUGAGUUGAUAAAAAAGGAGAAUAAGGAACACAAGCGGCCACUAGAGACCACUUCUUUUGCGGAUGUUUCGGAGUUGGUUGGUCGAGAUGCAGUAAAAGAAGACAUAAUAAGGAUUUUGCUAUGUGAGGAAAGGUGUCGGAAUGUUCCUAUCAUUACUGUAGUGGGGAUGGGAGGGACUGGGAAAACAGCUCUAGCUCAAUUAGUCUAUAAUGAUUCUAGGAUUCAGACUCAUUUCAGCAAAACAAUAUGGGUUUGUGCCUCGGAACCCUUCGAUCAAAGCCAAAUUGCACGUGCGAUUCUAGCAGACCUUGACAUUGAUGCAUUCGUAUCCCUCAAUACUCCAACGCUACAAAAUGUUUUACGUAUAAUCACUGAAAAGCUUAAAGCAGUGAAAUUCCUUUUUGUUUUUGAUGAUGUGUGGACGGAUGAUGAUCGAGAAUGGCAACCAUUGAAAGCCGUUUUUAAAUACGGGAUGCCUGGAAGUUGGGAUUUUAGUUACAACUCGUAA